AUGGAAGAAGCCGACGAGGCGAUGAUCCCGCACUCAGGCAGGCCCCAAGGUCCGCCCAUAGCAAUACACCCACCUUUACCACCGUUUAUGGACCACGACUUGCGACUGGAGGAAACAACCACAAGAACGGCGGUAAUCCACGGUGGUAGUGGAGAGACGAGUCGCCAAGUCGAAGCACUGGCCCAACACUCAGCAGCGGUGCAACACAGGACCGCGGAGCAGCUUGGUCAGGUGCAGGAGCAGCUGGAACGACUUGCUGCAAAAACGUCCGAGUAUCUCCAGGCGCAGCAUGACCGGCAGUCGGCGCUGCUGGAGCAACAGGAGGAAAUUAAGCGUCAAAUGGACGAGCACAGACAGUUCUUGGAGGAGCAGUAUCGGCUACUGCGCGCGGCAGAAGAAGCUGUAGGACGUCAAGGCCGUCGUCUGGAGAAUUUGGCGGAGGCGGUGCAGCCUCGCAUUCAGGCUCGUUGGGGUGCGUUUGCACAAGGGGCGGCCACUACUGAGGAUAGUCGCUUACCGGAAGCACCGGCCGUCACUGUGGCAAUUGGAACUAACCUGCCUGUGCAUCCGAUUAACCGAGGAAGUUCGAAAAAGGAGAAGAGGGAUUUUAUGGACAGCUACGCUUUCUACAUGAGGCGAAUGCAGGCACUGAAUCAAGGAACUGAAGCGAAAGUUUUUGUGAUGCCUUUAAGUUCUUGCAUUGAGCAGGGAACAAUGGUCCGAAUUUGCGGUUUUGAGCUCUUUAAGGAAGAAAAGAACGUGACUGAGGCUGAAUGGCGCGAUUAUUUUCUCUCGGCUCGACUACCCGAUAAUACGGCCUAUAAAACUCUGGGUCGUGAAGUAAAGAACCUUUGUAUUGAUACAGAGCUGCAAGAUGUUGAGUCGAGGUUGUCUCGAUUGAUGGCGGACUUUUACGAAAUUGUGGAUCGACUCAACAUAGAGGACAUAGUUCAAGCCGAACCAAAGUAA
Messenger RNA from Phytophthora nicotianae INRA-310, 969 nucleotides. RefSeq lists its product as hypothetical. The coding region runs from base 1 to 969 and encodes 322 amino acids. Lineage: Eukaryota; Oomycota; Peronosporomycetes; Peronosporales; Peronosporaceae. The transcript has a single exon. The record is from RefSeq and is a predicted model, not a curated record.